AUGGAAACAGCUAAAAAGCUUAAGUUAAAAUCAUCUAGAUUCUUUGAAAAAGAAAUGAGCUCAAAAGCAUAGGAGUUGAUAGAAGAAAUAAAAUUAAAAGACAGAAGUCACUUAAGAUUGAAAGAAUGGUAUAAAAGAAAUCAUUAUGAAAAGAGUCUAAAAGAAUUGAGAAAAUAAUAUGAAAAGUAAUAAUUAAUUGAUUUAGAUAUUUUACAAUAGCUAAAGUAGAUGGUCGCACAUUUACUGCAGAAUAAUUUGUGAAUCAAUUUGAAAUUCCAGACAUUCCUUGUAUAAUAACCAAUACAACAGAUGAUUGGAAUGUUGAAAAAUAUUGGACUUUUGAGAAAUUAUAUCAACAUUAUAAAGAAACCUGCUUUAAAAUUGGAGAAGAUGAUAAAGGAAGAAAGUUAAGAUUACCAUUCAAAUAUUUUCUUGAAUAUUUAGUAUACAAUAAGGAUGAUUCUCCUCUUUACUUAUUUGAAAGGUAUAUUAAUUAAUAAUAAUUUCAUAGUUCAGUUGAAGAUUUAAAGGAUGGAGGAGCAGAUAUGAUUGGAAGAUACAAAUAACAUAAAUACUUUUAAGAAGAUUUCUUUUCUAUGGUAGGAGAGAAACAUCGUCCUCCUUAUAGAUGGUUUUUGGUUGGGUAAUUUAUUAUUUAAUCAAUAGACCAAAACGUUCUGGUACUACAGUUCAUAUAGAUCCAUUAAUGACAAGUGCAUGGAAUACAUCACUAUAAGGACAUAAAUUAUGGGUACUAUUUCCACCUGAUAUACCAAAAUCAAUUGUAAAAGCAAAAGGACUUGCUGCAAAAAAGGAAAUUGAUCCAGAAGUAUUGGAUGAAUCUAUAGAUUAUUUCCUUUAUGCUUUGCCAAAAUUAAUUGAAAAAGAAGGAGCUAAUAAUUUAAAGAUUGUAAUGUGUGUAUAAGGUCCUGGUGAUACUAUAUUUGUACCUGGAGGUUGGUGGCAUGCAGUCUUAAAUUUAGAUAAUUCAGUUGCUUUAACAUAAAAUUUUAUGUCAAUCAAUAACUUUGAUAAAAUUUGGAGGUAAAUAUUAUAGUAUAUUAUAUAUAUAGAUCUGUAAGAGACGAAAGGCCAAAGUUUAGUCAAAGAUUAUUAGAGGCAUUUAAGGAGAAAAGGUCCGAUUUGUAUGAAAGAGCACUUAAAUUAGAUGAUAUAGACAAGAACGAAUUUAGAGUGCUAAAGGAUGCCAAUCCAUUGAGUUCCGAUGAUUCAUCUGGUAGUUCAUCAUCUAGUAGUUCUAGUAGUUCGUCUAGUAGUUCCAGUUCCGAUGAUGAUUGA
Messenger RNA from Paramecium pentaurelia, 1299 nucleotides. NCBI's taxonomy places the organism in Eukaryota, Ciliophora, Oligohymenophorea, Peniculida, Parameciidae. The record is from the annotation of a GenBank genome assembly.